Molecule: messenger RNA, 1869 nt
Organism: Wyeomyia smithii (pitcher-plant mosquito)
Lineage: Eukaryota; Metazoa; Arthropoda; Insecta; Diptera; Culicidae
Gene: senju
Product: UDP-galactose transporter senju
Exons: 4
Coding region: 346-1521 (391 amino acids)
Biological process (GO): pyrimidine nucleotide-sugar transmembrane transport
Cellular component (GO): Golgi membrane
Molecular function (GO): UDP-galactose transmembrane transporter activity
Source: RefSeq, a predicted model, not a curated record
AUCUGUCAUUAGUUUUGGAACGGCAAACUGUUAAGAAACUGUUUGUUUUGUUUCGCUGGCAGAUACGGUCGAAGAAAGUUUAUAAGCUUUGAGAUUAGGAUACAUUCGAAUGGGUGUUGUUUUUCGUAAUUCGCUAAAAAUAAACAAUAAGUGCUGCUCUUAGCCUAUUAUGUGAUUAUAAGUUUAGUGUAUCGAAAUUCAGUAUGCGGAUGGAACGGUUCUGUGAUCGUCGACGAAACUUGAAGAGAGCGAAUCUCAACUAGGCAUUGUACAACCACAGAACAAUUAUUCUGAGGACGGUAUCUCUUUUUCCUGGGUAAAAAUAAGACUAAAAUAGUCAGCAGGAUGACAAAUCUUAGAAUAAAUUGGGGAGAAUUAUUCCCUAGCAAAAAAAGUAUCCUUAUCUUCAUUAGUUACAUGUCAUUGUUUGUUGGCCAAGGAAUUCUCGUUACGGCUUCUCAGCGUGCUGAUAACAGCUACAGUUACAACACAGUGCUUGUUGUUUUGCUUACGGAAGUUCUUAAGUUAGUCAUUUCAACUGCACUAUACUGCCGAGAAAACUCGUUAAAAUCCUUGAUCGUCAAAAUCAUCGAAGAAAGUGAAGUGCUAUUACUAUAUUUUGUUCCUGCUUUUCUCUACUGUUUGUACAACAAUCUUGCCUUUGUGAAUCUGUCAACGUUUGACCCGACAACAUACUACUUGUUGCUGCAGUUGCGGGUCGUCGUUACUGGAGUUUUAUUCCAGAUCAUUUUUAAAAAAUAUUUAAGUCGAAAACAAUGGUUUUCGUUAGUCCUGCUCACGCUUGGUUGUAUGUUAAAGCAAUGGAACUUCUCGUUUGGUUCCUCGGAUUUACCGGGUCAAGAUAAUGCUGCCGGAAAUGCUGCAGAUUCACAUAUCGACAACACUAGGGACACUUUCCAUGGGAAAAAUAUUACCGGUUUUACUCUCAGCUUUAGUGCUGUACUGAUUCUGCUACAGACAGUUUGUUCCUGUUUGGCCGGUGUUUAUAAUGAGUAUUUACUCAAACGAAAGGGCUCGGACAUCAACAUCUACGUACAAAAUGUAUUCAUGUAUGUCGACUCAAUCGUGUGCAACUUACUGAUAUUGAUGUUCCGCGGAGAAUUAACGGCUGUGGUAACUAGUGAGCACCUCACCGAGGUCUUCCGUUUCGAAGUACUGGUUAUCAUGAUUAACAACGCAGCGAUAGGAAUUAUAACCAGCUUCUUUCUAAAGUACAUGAAUUCAAUACUGAAAACUUUUGCCAGCGCACUCGAGUUGAUGUUUACAGCAAUUUUGUGUUACUUGCUGUUUUCGAUACCUAUCUACUUGAAUACAGCUCUCGCGAUCUUGGUGGUUUCGUACGCCAUUUAUCUGUACUCGCUAAACCCAGUGGUAAAUCUUGCCAACAAGACCAGUUCGAAUAGCAGUGGGGGACACCAUCCAAAAUCCAAAGACGAGAGUCGGAAAGCUCUUAUCAACAACGAACAGGACGACAUCGAGUUACAAAUGGAAGAAGUCUAGUGGAAUGGAAGUUGAAGAGCAAUGGAAUAGCCAAUCUUUGCAAAGGCUGGAACCAAAAAAAAAAAAAACACUUGUAUCGUAAGAUUUACCUUUUGUAGGCACAAUCGUAGUGCAAUUCGUUAUGUACUUUAAUCCUUCAUACCGAUCGAUUUCGCUUGUUAUGUUAUAUAUUAACACAAAAAAUCGGGACCGAAAAAAAUUAAGCGUUUAAACAUAGUUUUUAUUUAACGACAAACUAAUAGCUGUCAAGCAAAGUAUUGUUAUUAGCAUAAUCAAUUGUCUGAUAUAAGAUCUAAACGGUUAUUGAAGCAGUUCGAUAACAAACACAAUAAAGAGAACAGAACAGAA